AUGCUGCCAGUGAAACCACCACAAACAUUCCGCCUACCAAAAAGCCAUAUAGAAGGCGUGGAUGAAGACGUAAUUGAGACUAUUGCAUCUCCUAAUUCAAACCAUUUCUUAUUGAUAACAAAGACCAGACUUUUCGUGUAUCAAGCCAAGCCAUUCGGGCCAGUAGCGUGCCAUGAACGUACUCAGGAGUCAAUUGAGCUUUUUGGGUGUAAUGCUGGGUUAAGAGAUAAUUUGCCAAGUGGCUCACAUGUAGAAGGUUUGUUAAGGGAACAAUACUGCGAGCCUAUCACGGAUGAAAAGAUGUACUUUUAUGUCAUGACAGAGAAUAACUUUCUUUUGGUUUACGAGGUAUAUACUAGAACAUCCGAGGGUGUUGUGUACAAGGAUUAUGGUAUUCCGCUCAAUAUUCAGGAAGGCGGGUAUUCAGCCCGUAGCGUGGUAGAAGACGAUACAGAUGAUGAGGUCUUGACCGUCUUUGCAAUUAACGAGAGCCAUAAGGUUAUUCAAAAUGGCUAUACCAUUUCGAAGCAAAAGGGAUUUUUGCAGUUUAUUCGAAAUGACGAAGUGGUAGAGGAAUUACCAAUUCGACGAGCGGAGUUAAGACUUCACGUAGUCUUGAAGUUUGAUCACAAUAUAAUAGAUUGCAUUGGUAUUAUAGCCCAUGAUAAAAACGGAGCAAAUCAAACAAGCGAGUACCUAUUAGUGUUGUUUGAACACGGUUUACAAGUUUUGAAACUAGAAGACUUUAAAUUGGUUGAAAACAAGUUAAUUCAUAUACUCGAUGGGAAACGCUUAAUAUAUUAUUCUGGAGAGGUGCUAGUCAUAUCAUCUAAUGCCACUUCUGAAAAGCACUCUAUUAAUCACAUCCUUUUUGAUAAAGAAUCCGUGGAAUCUCAAGAAGUUGCUUUGAAAAAUGGAUCUAACAAGUUCACAUGCUCCACUUUAUUUGAUCAAUCACUAGUAUUGGUGUUUGAGAAUAUCAUGGUGUACUAUGAUAUCGUAGAUAGACAACUAACAGGGGACCUUGUAGGAGACUCGCAAAUUCAAAAGAUCAUAUGCCUUUCUGCUGACUCUAUGCUACUGUUAACUGACAAUAACUCUGUUGUUUUCACUAGUAAAUGGGGCAAUAUAUUACAAUCUAUUUACAUUGAUGAGAAUCAAUUCAAGUUGAUUAACUGUUCAGCCAUGGAUAUGAAACUUCUAAUCUGUGGUUCAGAUGGAAAGAUUCAAUUCUGGGACUUGUGGAAGAAGCUAAGUAGCUCUCUUUCCAAUUUUAGAACAAGUAAAGUUUUCACUUUGAUUAACGAUAAUAAUGACAUUCUACUCUAUUCUCCUAUGAGUGAGUCCAAUAAUACGAGCUCAUUUCAGACAAUUAAGCUACCAACUAAAACUGUGAACAAUAAUAUAACCAUUUGUAAGGUCAAUGGAUUACUUACAUUGUUGGUUGUUUACGUAGCGAACAAAGAGAUAUUGUUGAUAAAUUUUUUAAACUCUAACAAGUGGAUUAGUUUCAGUCAGUUAAAUAUCAAAGGUAUUGAUUGGUUAGGGGACGAUUACCUGAUGUGCCAUUUGAUCGAUGAAGAAAAUGACACGGAAUACAUAAAGUGUUAUCACUUCCCACUGUUAAAUCACGAUUCCACUGAAUUGGAGAGCUUCAAGAUUUGGGAAUGGGAAGUUCCUCAAGGAACUAAAUUGAAUGGUUUUUACGUCAAUACAUUGUCUACUUUCAAGAUGUUGAAGUUCACAGAUGAAAGUAAGGAAGAUUCUGAAGACACAAGCAGAAAAUUAUUUGUGACUUCAGAAAUUAUCAUGGAUCUUUCGAAUUCUCAGAUAGUAAUAUUUGAUGCAUUAAGCUCUAUACAUCCUACAGGUGUAAAUUUAGUUCAGAAAUUCCAUCAGUUUGGCACUCACCAGUUUCCUGAGAAAUCGUUAGGAAGACUGAAGUGGAUCCACAAGUACAAAGAUGGGUUUAUUGCAUGGAUUGGCGACCGAUUAGUAAUAAUUGUUCAACAAGAAGACAAAGAAUGGCGAUUCAUCGUAGCGUAUGAUAGGGUUGAGCAAAUAAUCGAGAUAUAUGAGGAUAACCUUGUUAUUGUUAGUGGUAAUGAAGUGUUGCUUUACGGUUUUGAGCAUAUUUGGACUGUAGAUGAACCAUUGAUAACUACCCCGGUUAUUGAAGAAGAGUAUCCGAUAUCUAUUUCCUUGGACACUGCUACGUUGCACAACAUAUCAAGCGUAACCACACAAAAGUUAAGCAAGAUAUCCAUGUCUCACUCUGUAUACCUUGAUAUGAUCUUGGACCGAAACUUGAAGCUGGGUGUCGAUUUCAACAAGAUAGAUGAGAAAUACCGCGAUUUAAAGCACUACAAAUUUUGUUUAGAAAAGAUAUUGUCCAAUAAAAUUUUAGAGCAUCAAAGUUUGGACUCUAUCCUCCAGCUAAUUGACAAGUAUGAUAAAAAUUCAGGUGGUGUUUCGAAUGUAGUCGGUAAACUUGAGAUUGUGGGUAAUUGUUUGAGAAAAAUUGAAACUAAGCAUUGGAACUAUUUGUUUGAGAAUCUUAAGCUAACUCCAAGAGAUUUAAUCACAAAAUGUAUUGAAUUAUCGGAAGCUAAAAUUCUAGGCACCAUGCUAAUGGUGUUUUUGAAUUAUGACGAAGGGGAAACUAAUGAUAAAGAUGAUAAGAUUGUUCAUGAUAAAAAGAAAACCGACAGUAAACCCAAGACCAAGGGAAAUAAGAAAAAAGGUAACAAAAAGGACAGUAACGCCAAGCACAAAAAUAAUACAAAAAAUCAAGAUUCUAAUGCUGUUUCUGAAUCUAAUGAUUCUAGUGUGUCAACAGUCUUGAAAGACGAGACAAUUAUCGCCCAAGUAUUAAAGAUUUUUGUUUCAACUGCAACUCUUUCUACUAGCAAAGAACAGGCACAAGAAUUCUGGGACUUUGCCCUCCAGCUUGUUCGCUUCCUCAGAGCCUUGGACAGCAAGGGAGACACUAAUUUAGCCCAAACAUGUCUGGACAUGAUAUAG
This is a messenger RNA of Kluyveromyces marxianus DMKU3-1042, 3024 nucleotides long. RefSeq names its product Ric1p (gene RIC1). Gene Ontology annotation, cellular component: Ric1-Rgp1 guanyl-nucleotide exchange factor complex; cytosol; Golgi membrane. The transcript has a single exon. NCBI's taxonomy places the organism in Eukaryota, Fungi, Ascomycota, Saccharomycetes, Saccharomycetales, Saccharomycetaceae. The record is from RefSeq and is a predicted model, not a curated record. Bases 1 to 3024 code for a protein of 1007 amino acids. Gene Ontology annotation, biological process: intracellular protein transport; retrograde transport, endosome to Golgi.